Aspergillus campestris IBT 28561 is the source of this 1904-nucleotide messenger RNA. RefSeq names its product CAIB/BAIF family enzyme. Gene Ontology annotation, molecular function: catalytic activity. The record is from RefSeq and is a predicted model, not a curated record. Lineage: Eukaryota; Fungi; Ascomycota; Eurotiomycetes; Eurotiales; Aspergillaceae. Bases 176 to 1873 code for a protein of 565 amino acids. The transcript has 3 exons.
GGUUGAUGGCGUUGGAUUUCUCGGAAUUGCCACCAUGGAUCUUCUGUUCCAGAUUGAACCUGAUCUUAUAUAUUUCUGACUUCACGCAUUGAUUCCCGGCGGUGUUGAUCAAAUAGUCUUUCUCGCUGUGCCUCUACGCUGCGAUUAUAUAUAGCAACCCCAACCAACCGACAUCAUGGCUAAUUCAAAUACGAACGCAUACUCGCCCGUCCGCGAAGCAGGUCGCAUUUUCUCCCUGCUUUGCGAUCAGUCAGAGCGCUUGAGUCUACCGGCGGAGGUCUCCCAAGCCAGAAACGCUGUCUCGUUCAAUUCGUCGUACGACCAAAUCUACUUCCCGAUUCCGUUCAAGGAGACAGAGACCCUUGCGGCGCUGAAGGGCGUAGAGGGCGCCGUGGCCGCCGCGCUCGCGAACUUGCGCUACGGGUCGGCUUCCCCGCCGCGCAAGGUCAGCAUUAACUUGGAGCGGGCGACGGCAUUUGGCUGCCAGGUGUAUAUGGCGAAGGUGGAUGGCCUGUCCAAGCUAGAUCCUGAGGUGAAGAAGAAGUUGAAAGAUACGGAUUUGCUGGCGGCCCAGUCUAAUGGUUAUCGGCGGAUGUCUGCCAACUUGUACAAGACUAAGAACGAGGAAGAGUACUUCCAUAUUCACGGGUCCCUGGAGGCUACUACGACGCUGAACAUGAUCGGCUUGGAGGGGCACCGGCCCGAUCUGACGGACUACGAGGAGAUCAUCAAGGUGAUUGAGAGCCAUGUGCAGCGGUACAGCGCCGCUGAACUGGAGGCGAUGAACAAGGAUCGGAGACAGGCCGGCGUGACGGCAUACAAGCAUGAAGACUUUAUCCAGACCCCGCAUGGGAAACUGAACGUGCAGGAGCCUCCGUGGAAGGUAUCCCGUCUGGACGGCGAUGCCCCGCCCACGCCCUUUCCGGCUCGUCGUGACGGGAGCACCAGAAUACUGGAAGGGGUUAAGGUCCUAGAGCUGUGCCGCAUCAUCGCCGGUCCCACCGUCGCACGCAUUUUGGCCGAGUACGGUGCCGACGUGCUGAAGAUCACCAGCCCGCAUCUGUCCGACGUGCCCUUCUUCCAGGUCGACGGCAACAUGGGCAAGCAUGCAACCGACCUGGACCUCAAAACGGAGGAAGGACGUCGCCAAUUCGAGGAGCUCGUAGCGGACGCUGAUGUAGUCGUGGACGGCUACCGACCCGGCGCACUCGAGAAGCUCGGCUACGGGCCGCAGGCGCUCGCAGCGAUGGCCGAGAAACGCGGAAAGGGCAUCGUGUACGUGUCGGAAGAUUGCUUUGGCUACGAAGGCGAGUGGGCAGGCCGACCCGGCUGGCAGCAGAUUGCAGAUUGCGUGACAGGUAUAGCCUGGGCCCAAGGCCAAUUCAUGGGCCUUUCCAACCCAGUGGUCCCCCCAUUUCCCAUCUCCGACUACGGCACCGGGUGCAUGGGCGCAAUCGCCGCUCUAAGCGGACUCUACCACCGCGCCACAACGGGCGGCUCCUACCACGGCAAGGCAUCGCUAAUGCACUACGAUCUACUGCUCUUCGCCGUGGGCGCCUACCCUGCGGAGGUGCAAGAGACGAUGCGCGCAGCGCAACCGGCGGAGUUUUUCGGUCUGCGUCACUGCGACAGCGUGGAUCGCAUCUCGUCGACGGUGCUGCGGGCGAUGCAAAGGCGGUUUCCGCAUCUUUAUCAGGCAGAUGUGCUGACGGAGCGGUGGCACUCCAAGGCGUAUGAUGCGGAGAUCGAGGUCGUGCGGCCGGUUGCGGAGAUUGAGGGCGUUGAUAACCGGUUUGUGCGGGGGAGUCGACCGAAUGGGGUGGAUGAGGCGAGUUGGAGGUUUGAUGGGGGGGAGGAUCGUAGGUUGAGCUAGGCUGUACUGUGUUGAGAGGCAUCAGUGGCAC